GUGGGCGGGGCUAAACCCGGAAAAAGGAAGUAGCCGAGGCGACUAAGGAAAGGAAGUGUUUUGGAAACUUUGGCGCUUACCACCAAUGAAAAAUCAAAUGCAGCUCAUUUGAAUUGGCUAAAACUGCGAGAAUUUGGCCUUACUGCGUAUAAGUAUAGAGUUUAAACAUUGCGCUACAGAAUAUGAGGUUUUGCACAACGCUUUGAAUAGGACCGCGUACGUCGUUUUGUUUACAUGGCGAAACAACUGGCGAGCUAACACUGGCCUAGCCUCUCGGCUCGGGGAAAUUGGAGUCACAUGAGCCGACGAUGAACACGGCUCGCUAACAACGGCGACCGCUUUUACUCACUCGUUGAUGUUCACAAUGCCUUGCUCGUGCGGGAACUGGAGAAGGUGGAUUCGGCCUCUGGUGGUCUUGCUCUAUAUUCUGUUGUUGCUCGUUGUCCUGCCGCUGUGCGUGUGGGAACUUCAGAAGUCGGAGGUUGGCACUCAUAACAAGGCAUGGUUCAUAGCUGGCAUAUUUGUCUUCAUGACCAUUCCCAUAUCACUAUGGGGCAUCCUGCAGCAUCUGGUUCACUACACGCAGCCUGAGCUUCAGAAACCCAUCAUCAGAAUUUUGUGGAUGGUGCCAAUCUACAGUUUGGACAGUUGGAUUGCCCUGAAAUAUCCCCACAUCGCCAUUUACGUGGACACGUGCCGCGAGUGCUACGAGGCCUACGUGAUCUACAACUUCAUGACCUUCCUUCUCAACUACCUGGAGAACCAGUACCCGAGCCUGGUCAUGAUGCUGGAGGUCCAGGAGCAGCAGAAGCACCUGCCGCCCCUCUGUUGCUGCCCGCCGUGGCCUAUGGGCGAGGUUUUGCUAUUAAGGUGCAAGCUGGGCGUGCUGCAGUACACGGUGGUUCGACCGGUCACAACAGUCAUCGCUCUCAUCUGUCAGCUGUGCAAAGUGUACGACGAAGGCAACUUCAGCUCCACCAACGCUUGGACCUACCUGGUCAUCGUCAACAACAUGUCACAGCUGUUCGCCAUGUACUGCCUGGUGCUGUUCUACAGGGCUCUGCGAGAGGAGCUGAGUCCCAUCAAGCCGGUGGGCAAGUUCCUGUGUGUCAAACUGGUGGUCUUUGUCUCAUUUUGGCAAGCGGUGCUCAUCGCCCUGCUGGUGAAGGCGGGCGUCAUCUCUGAGAAACGCACGUGGGACUGGCAAACCGUGGAGGCCGUAGCCACGGGACUACAGGACUUCGUGAUCUGCGUGGAGAUGUUCCUGGCGGCCAUCGCUCACCACGUGAGCUUCACGUACAAGCCUUACAUCCAGGAGGCCGAGGAGGGCUCCUGCUUUGACUCCUUCAUGGCCAUGUGGGACGUCUCCGACGUCAGGGCCGACAUCUCGGAGCAAGUCCGCAACGUCGGCCGGACGGUGAUGGGUCGCCCGCGGAAGCCGUACUUCGGCGAGGCGCAGAACUCCGGCGAGCGCUCCGGCCUCCUCUCGUCAUCGGGCUCCCAGGACGCCGUCGGCGAGGCGGCGUCCGACCCGCCGUCGCCCGGGGGUCGCUACCAGGGCAUGGGACAGACGCCCCGCUCCUUGUCGGCCCCCGCCGGCCUGGCCCGGGGACAGGAAGUCAGAAGUGACGCGAGCGGCGGCGGCGGGGACGAUGACGAGGACGAAUCAGAUCGGGUCGUGGUCACCUAGCUUGAUUGCUAACAAAUGGGCGGGACCCAAUGACUUUGCUAAUUGUGGCAAAGCAAUCAUUAAUGUGACAGCUGCAAGAAUGUUCAGUGAGGAAAUGACAGCUGACUUGGUUUUAUGUUGGAUCACAAAACUCACAACUCUCAUGAAUAGCCUUGGAAGUCACGUUUGAAAGCUCGAGGCCUCAUUUGUUAAUUAUUCGCAGGGAGCCGUGAGUCAAAUAAAUUACCUCUUGGUUUUUGUGUCUCA
This is a messenger RNA of Syngnathoides biaculeatus (alligator pipefish), 1936 nucleotides long. It is a transcript of the gene tmem184c, whose product is annotated as transmembrane protein 184C. Lineage: Eukaryota; Metazoa; Chordata; Actinopteri; Syngnathiformes; Syngnathidae. Gene Ontology annotation, biological process: transport. Gene Ontology annotation, molecular function: transporter activity. Bases 356 to 1690 code for a protein of 444 amino acids. The transcript is spliced from 10 exons. The record is from RefSeq and is a predicted model, not a curated record.